Cryptotermes secundus is the source of this 2912-nucleotide messenger RNA. It is a transcript of the gene Spt5, whose product is annotated as transcription elongation factor SPT5. Lineage: Eukaryota; Metazoa; Arthropoda; Insecta; Blattodea; Kalotermitidae. Gene Ontology annotation, molecular function: mRNA binding; protein binding. Gene Ontology annotation, cellular component: DSIF complex. The record is from RefSeq and is a predicted model, not a curated record. Gene Ontology annotation, biological process: transcription elongation-coupled chromatin remodeling; transcription elongation by RNA polymerase II; regulation of transcription by RNA polymerase II.
UGGUUGGUAUGUCCUAAAUUGUGCGACAACAGUGAAGAUCGUGAACGACAAGAUGGUUAAGAUGUCGGAUUCGGAGGGGAGCAAUUUUUCGGACAAUGAAAGCGAAAGGGGAAGUAACCAACAAUCUGACAGUGAUGUUGAAGAGGUGAGAUCUGAUGCAGGGUCUGGUGAUGAGGACCAGCAGUCCAGGUCUGGGUCUCCAUCAAGAUCCAGUGCCAAAUCACGUUCUGUGUCCAGGUCAAGGUCACGAUCUCCGUCACGGUCACGCUCUCAUUCGCCAUCACAAUCCAGAUCAAGGUCCAGGUCUGUGUCACGUUCUAGAUCCCGGUCUAGAUCCAGAUCACGAUCUCAUUCUGAAGAAGAUGAUGAACGUAGAUCUGAUGAUCAGCGAGAUGAUGAAGCAGAAGAAGUAAGGCCUGGUGAAGAGGAGGAUGAAGAAAUUGAAGAUGAGCAAGAACCUGAAGGAGAAGAUUUGAAUUCUGAGGAUGAGGAUGAAUAUGACGAAGAAGAAGAGGAAGAGGAAGAUGACCGUCCACGUAAAAAGAAAAAAAAGGACCGGUUUGGAGGAGGGUUUAUCAUAGAUGAAGCCGAGGUGGAUGACGAGGUUGAAGAUGAAGACGAGUGGGAGGAAGGAGCGCAGGAAAUUGGCAUAAUUGGGAAUGAGUUUGAUGAACAUGGUCCUACUGCGAGGGAAAUUGAAGGGCGUCGUCGUGGGACCAGUCUCUGGGACUCUCAGAAGGAAGAUGAAAUUGAAGAGUACCUCAGAAAGAAAUAUGCUGAUGAAUCUGUCCCAAUGCGACACUUUGGUGAUGGAGGUGAAGAAAUGUCUGAUGAAAUCACCCAGCAGACCCUCCUUCCUGGAGUGAAGGAUCCAAAUCUGUGGAUGGUGAAGUGCCGCAUUGGAGAAGAAAAGGCAACUGUAAUGCAUAUGAUGCGGAAGUUCAUCGCAUACCAAUUCAGCAAUGAGCCGUUACAGAUCAAGUCUGUGAUUGCUCCAGAGGGUGUCAAAGGAUAUGUUUAUAUUGAAGCAUAUAAGCAGCCCCAUGUGAAGCAAGCAAUUUUAAAUGUCAGCAAUUUGAGAAUGGGGCAGUGGACUCAGCAGAUGGUGCCUAUCAAGGAAAUGACAGAUGUUCUCCGAGUGGUGAAAGAACAGACUGGUCUCAAAGUGAAGCAGUGGGUUCGCCUUAAACGGGGACUGUACAGAGAUGAUAUAGCCCAAGUUGACUAUGUGGAUCUUGCCCAAAACCAAGUCCAUUUGAAACUGUUGCCACGCAUUGAUUAUACCCGUUUUAGAGGAGCCCUUCGUACUACUCAGUCUGAGAAUGAAGCUGCCAAAAGGAAGAAGAAACGUCGCCCACCUCCUAAACCAUUUGACCCAGAGGCCAUCAGAAAUAUUGGUGGAGACGUGGCUUCAGAUGGAGACUUCCUUAUAUUUGAGGGCAACCGUUAUUCAAGGAAAGGCUUCUUGUAUAAAAAUUUCACCAUGAGUGGAAUCAUAGCAGAUGGAGUGAAACCUACAUUGUCAGAGCUUGAGCGGUUUGAAGAGGCCCCAGAAGGCAUUGAUAUUGAGUUGCCUAGCACUGGUGCUGGAGGAAAAGAUGAUGUGACUUCUCACAGUUUCUCAGCUGGUGACAAUGUGGAAGUUUGUGAAGGAGAAUUGGCAAACCUACAUGGAAAGAUAUUGGCCAUAGAUGGCAAUGUCAUCACAGUCAUGCCAAGACAUGAAGAGCUUCAUGAACCACUAGAAUUCCAAGCCAGUGAACUGAAGAAGUAUUUUAGACAUGGUGAUCAUGUGAAAGUGCUGUCAGGUCGAUAUGAGGGCGACACAGGUCUGAUUGUUCGAGUAGAAGAAAACCGUGUCGUGUUAUUUUCGGACCUGACGAUGCAUGAGCUGGAAGUACUGCCAAAGGAUGUCCAGCUCUGUUCUGAUAUGGCUACUGGAGUUGAUUCUCAGGGACAGUUCCAGUGGGGUGAUUGUGUUCAGAUAGACCCCCAAACUGUGGGUGUAAUUGUUAGGCUCGAACGAGAGAACUUCCAUGUUCUUAAUAUGCAAGGCAAAGUGGUAGAGGCAAGACCCCAAGCACUUCAGAAAAGGAAGGAUUCAAGAUAUGCUGUAGCCCUAGACUCUGAACAGAAUACCAUACAGAAAAAGGACAUUGUCAAAGUCAUUGACGGGCCACAUGCAGGUCGAGCAGGUGAAAUCAAACAUCUGUACCGUAAUUUUGCAUUCCUACACUCCAGAAUGUACCUUGACAAUGGUGGAAUAUUUGUGUGCAAGACCAGGCAUCUUCAGUUGGCUGGCGGUGCUAAGGUUGCCAUGUCACCAGGUGGAGGUACCUUUGGAGGAUUUAUGUCUCCUCGUAUUACUUCUCCCCUACAUCCCUCUGGAGCAGGACGUGGUGGAGGUGGUGGAGGUCGAGGCCGUGGUCGUGGUGGUGCAGGUGUUAGACGUGACAGAGAAUUAAUUGGUCAGACUAUCAAAAUCACAGGUGGUUUUUACAAAGGGAAUGUUGGUAUUGUGAAAGAUGCAACUGAAUCAACAGCUCGAGUUGAAUUGCAUUCUACCUGCCAGACAAUAUCUGUGGAUCGAUCACACAUUGCGACUGUUGGGGUACCUACAAAGGAAGGCUCCUUCAGCUCGUACAGUCGCACUCCAGCAUAUGGCGGUGGAAAUCAAACACCAAUGUACAGGGAGGGUAGCAAGACACCAAUGCAUGGUUCACAGACUCCCAUGUAUGAUGCUGGAUCGCGAACACCGCAUUAUGGGAGCAUGACGCCAUCGCAUGAUGGCUCACGUACACCAGGACAGUCAGGAGCCUGGGAUCCAAGCAUUACUAAUACUCCUGCAAGGAACAAUGACUUUGAUGGAUACUCUCUGGAUGAGGCAUCACCCUCACCUAACUAUAACCCCA